AUGCUUUAUUUAGAAAUCCAAGACAAAGACGAAGAAAUCCAGCAGCUUGACUUGCAGCUAAAUCAAUUAAAAUUAGAAAAUGACAAUUUAUAUGAGCCGUUUAAUUAUGAAGCUUUGUCAUUUCCAGCUGAGCCGCCUGAGCCUUCUUAUUCCCCUGUAGUAGAUAUUCACCCACAGUCUACUGACCGUCUGGUUUCUGAUGUUGGGAGCACAGGCGCAUGGAAUUCUUACCAAAAGUCACUGGAAGAGUCAAAAGAAACCCAUUAUGCUUCCCCAGACCCUUUUGAAAACUUAUUCCAUCAGUCUACAGGUGAGACUUCUCAUCAUUAUAAAGAAGAGCCUGCGACCCCUCCGUUAGAAUAUAUGGAAUCCCAAGAAGAGCCUAGAGAAGACAAGACCCCGCCAGCGUCUCAGCGGUCUUUUGAAAUAUACCAAGAAGUCGAAGAAAGCAAAGAAACUAGCACUCCAAAAAGAGAAGAUGCCAGCAGUGGAAGACCUAGCAGAAAUUCAACACCCCCAAGAAUCAGCUAUGAAAGAAAUAUGUCCCCAGCCCCACAGGUUUUAAAUUAA
Blepharisma stoltei is the source of this 570-nucleotide messenger RNA. Lineage: Eukaryota; Ciliophora; Heterotrichea; Heterotrichida; Blepharismidae. The record is from the annotation of a GenBank genome assembly.